GAUGUCAUGGUAUGACAUAUUUAUUUUUAUCUACCAAAAAAGCAAAGUGGAAAGAAAGAAAAUCUAGUACUAAUCAAUAAGUAGACCAAGCUAUAUACGGACAUCAUGUAGACUACAUAUGUCAUUCAAUAAAAUAUGUUUGAACUAUUGUUAUGUCUGAGAGAGGAGAUUAUUAAGGCAAGUGUAAACCUAAUUAGCUGUGGAGGGAGAAUCACACUGCUUCACUAUUGUUGGUUCAGAAAUGACAACCAGAGAUAUUUAGACCUUGCUUUUUGUACCUAUCCAGAGCCAGGGGUUGUGUAGAAGCCCCCUUAGGGUGUAGGAACUGGCACAGCCUCUUAGACUAUCCUUCGAUCAUCUAGAGGGGAAAUUGGUACUGGGUGAGGAUGAGAAGCAUCCUGUCUGCAAACCUAUCAGCCACUCACCUCUCCAGGCUCUGACUUUCUGAUGCUGCACCUUCGCCGACCUGGGUAUCCUGAACAGACCUAAAGUCAUCCUGCUUCAGGGUCUUUGCUGUGGUAGUCCUUUCACCUGAUGAGCCCUGGCCAUCACUCUUGCACUUUUCAAAACCUGUCAUACAAUCAUGGCCUACAUCCUUAAGGAAAUGACUUAGAAGCCUUACAAAUACAUCUGUGCAUUCUUGCUUCAGACUUUACAAUUGAGGGCCAACCCUGUCUGGAAGCACUUCUUAUUAAUGUUACAAGGAAACCGCUACCUCAGCAAACAAAAGGAAUGAAGACGACUUAUAAUAGCAAAUGCCAUUUUUUUGAAGGAAAAAAAAAACUUGUUUUCAGAAAACAUUAGAGGAAAUUUGGAAAUUUUUUGCAUUGAGAAGAAGCUUUACAGGUAAAUAGAUUUGGCAGGCAGGCUCUGUCAAAAUUCUGCAGAUUUGAUCUUCCUUCCUAAGGACUUAGUGUGAAGUGAUUCUGUACUGCUUUUUAAAUUGCUGUUGAUCAGCUUGUGGGUUUUGGGGUUCUAACUUUUCUGGUAUAUUGAAGAUACAUUAUAUUACAUUUUUUAAAGUUAAGUUAUUUUUCUGCCAUUGUAAAUACAAGUAUCAAAAUAUUCUUGCAAAGCAGUUCUCAGUAAACAUUUUUCUCAGCAACCAUAUCUUUUUAUUAAGAGGGUGGAAUGCUAACAGUUCUUGUAUAGCAUUUUGGACACACUUAUUUUUUGUCAGAGGUCCUGUCUCCACUGAAAAUAUUAACUAUAUAAACUUCUUGUCCUUUUCACGUCGACAUUGGAUCACAUGGUCACCUGCCUCAUGGAAAUGCCUUUUUUAAAACUUAGAUUUGCAGAACUCCACUAUUUUUAUACCUAGCCACGGUUUUAGGAAGAAAAAAGGAAUCAGAACCCUGACCCUCUCCCGGUUACUGGGACAGUCCCCUUCCCGCAUGUAUUGCUGCAGUGCCCAGGACAGUAAAAUGGACUACAAGCGGCGCUUCCUGCUUGGCGGGUCCAAGCAGAAGGUGCAGCAGCACCAGCAGUACCCAAUGCCCGAGCUGGGCCGAGCACUGAGUGCUCCCCUGGCGUCUACGGCCACCACCGCCCCCCUGGGCAGUCUGACCGCUGCAGGCAGCUGCCACCACGCCAUGCCCCACUCCACUCCCAUUGCCGACAUCCAGCAGGGCAUCUCCAAGUACCUGGACGCCCUCAACGUUUUCUGCCGUGCCAGUACUUUCCUCACAGAUCUCUUCAGCACUGUGUUCAGGAACUCUCACUACUCCAAGGCAGCCAUGCAGCUCAAAGAUGUGCAGGAGCACGUCAUGGAAGCAGCCAGUCGGCUGACUUCAGCCAUCAAGCCUGAGAUUGCCAAGAUGCUGAUGGAACUUAGUGCUGGGGCUGCGAACUUGACAGAUCAGAAGGAAUUCAGUCUCCAGGACAUUGAGGUGUUGGGACGAUGCUUUUUGACAGUGGUGCAGGUCCAUUUCCAGUUUUUGACCCAGGCGUUACAGAAGGUACAGCCCGUGGCUCACUCUUGCUUUGCUGAAGUUGUUGUGCCAGAAAAAAAGAACAGCAGCAGUGGCGGCGGCUUAUCUGGCAUGGGCCACACAUCGGAACUGGAGGAAGCGGUGCGAUCCUGGCGAGGGGCUGCUGAGGCAACAUCUAGAUUGAGAGAAAGAGGCUGUGAUGGCCGCCUGGCAGGAAUUGAAGUUCAACAGCUCUUCUGUUCUCAAAGUGCAGCAAUUCCCGAGCAUCAGCUAAAAGAACUGAACAUAAAAAUUGACAGUGCUCUGCAAGCAUAUAAAAUAGCUCUGGAAAGCUUAGGUCACUGUGAAUAUGCAAUGAAAGCUGGUUUCCACCUGAAUCCAAAGGCAAUAGAAGCCAGUUUGCAGGGCUGCUGCAGCGAGGCAGAGGCGCAGCAGACAGGGCGGAGGCAGACCCCGCCGCAGCCCAUGCAGUGUGAGCUUCCCACUGUGCCCGUGCAGAUAGGAUCAAGCUUCCUGAAGGGGGUCUCCUUCAACGAGUCGGCUGCCGACAACCUGAAACUCAAGACGCAUACGAUGUUACAGCUGAUCAAGGAGGCAGGCUGCUAUAAUGGAAUCACACCCAGGGACGACUUCCCUGUCACUGAAGUCCUGAACCAGGUGUGCCCAUCCACGUGGCGGGGUGCCUGCAAGACUGCCGUGCAGCUGCUGUUUGGCCAGGCCGGACUGGUGGUAGUUGAUACAGCACAGAUUGAAAAUAAAGAAGCCUAUGCCCCCCAAAUCAGUUUAGAAGGCUCCAGAAUUGUGGUUCAAGUCCCAUCCACAUGGUGCCUGAAAGAAGACCCUGCUACCAUGUCCCUGCUGCAGAGAAGCCUAGAUCCCGAGAAGACGCUGGGCCUGGUGGAUGUGCUCUACACGGCGGUGCUGGACCUCACCCGCUGGAGGGCAGGGAGGGAACAAGCUUUACCCUGCAUACAGAUCCAGCUUCAGAGGGAGAUCUGUGAUUUUGGAAAUCAGGCUGACUUGCCUUCUGGGAAUGGGAACAAGUCUUCAGGUGGCCUGCAGAAGACAUUCUCCAAGCUGACCUCCCGGUUCACCAAGAAAGCUUCCUGUCCCAGCUCUAGCAGCAGCACAAGUUACUCCAUUCCAAAUACCCCUUCCAAAAACAUCUUCAUAGCCGGGUGUUCGGAAGAGAAGGCCAAAAUGCCCACUAAUAUGGACUCAAGGCUACAAAGCAUUUUGAACAUUGGUAAUUUCCCUAGAACUGCAGAUCCUUCACAGUCAGCUCAGAAUUCCAGUAAUCAAAUGGCCAAUGGUUUUCUCCUAGAGAGGCGUGACAACUUUCUGCAAGGGGAUGAUGGCAAGGAUGAGAAGGGUAUGAAUUUGCCAACCGAUCAGGAAAUGCAGGAGGUGAUCGAUUUUCUCUCGGGCUUUAACAUGGGCCAGUCACACCAGGGCUCCCCACUGGUGACACGGCGCAACUCUGCCGCCACAGCCAUGGUGACUGAGCAGAAGGCAGGAGCCAUGCAGCCACAGCAGCCGCCACUGCCAGUGCCCCCACCACCGCGGCCACCCCAGGCUGGGGCGCACACACCUCUGACACCCCAGCCGGGCUUGGCACCUCAGCAGCAGUCCCCAAAGCAACAGCAGCCCCAGGUCCAGUACUACCAACACCUGCUGCAACCUGUCGGACCGCAGCAGCCCCCGCCCCAGCCCCGGGCCCCUGGGAAAUGGGUAUCCGGCUCAUCCCAGCAGCCAGCGCAACCCGUCGGAGCUGGUCUGUCUCCCCUUGGCCAGUGGCCUGGCAUAUCUGAUCUCAGUUCUGACUUGUACAGCUUGGGUCUGGUGAGCAGCUGUUUGGAUGAUGUGAUGUCGGAGGUUUUGGGACAAAAGGCACAGGGACCUAGAAAUAACACCUGGCCAAACCGUGACCAAAGCGAUGGAGUCUUCGGGAUGUUGGGAGAGAUUCUGCCUUUUGAUCCUGCAGUGGGUUCAGAUCCCGAGUUUGCGCGCUAUGUGGCAGGAGUGAGCCAAGCAAUGCAGCAGAAACGGCAAGUCCAACAUGGUCGCCGCCCAGGCAAUCCCCGGGGCCACUGGCCACCCAUGGAUGAUGCCCAUCGGACCUGGCCUUUCCCAGAGUUCUUUGCAGAAGGGGAUGGCCUGCACAGCGGCUGGGCAGGGGCUCAGGGAGACUCAGCCAGCUCGAGUGAUGAGACAUCCUCUGCCAACGGGGACAGCUUGUUCUCCAUGUUUUCAGGGCCUGACCUCGUUGCUGCUGUCAAGCAGAGAAGGAAGCACAGCAGCGGUGAGCAGGAGACCAGCACGCUGCCCUCACCGCCCCUUCUCACUGCAGUGGACGACGUGAACCAGGAUAACAAAACCAAAACGUGGCCACCCAAAGCCCCCUGGCAGCACCCUUCCCCGCUGCCCAGCACCCUGCCUGGCCCAAGUGCACCACUCUAUGCAGUCGCCAGCCCCGGCAGCCAGUGGAGCGACACCAUGCAGAUGCUGCAGUCCCCGGUGUGGGCCGCCACCAGUGACUGCAGUGCUGCCUCCUUCACCUACGUGCAGCCCCCGCCGCAGCCCCCGCCCCCACCAGCACACAAGGCAGCCCCCAAGGGCUUCAAGGCCUUCCCUGGGAAGGCUGAGCGCAGACCGGCCUAUUUGCCCCAGUACUGACCCCGGGCCUGCCUGCCUGCCCGCCCAGAGCUUUUGGGGACAGGGGCCCCAGCCCAGGGCUGACUGGCUGGCAACAGCCCCCCAGAGGACCAGUGCACCCCUGUCCCAGGCAGGGAUCCUUGGGGAUGGAGGUAGUUGGCAGCUC
This is a messenger RNA of Odocoileus virginianus texanus, 4752 nucleotides long. Lineage: Eukaryota; Metazoa; Chordata; Mammalia; Artiodactyla; Cervidae. The record is from RefSeq and is a predicted model, not a curated record.